AUGAGUGUCUCACAGUCUAUCCCCUUUUCGGGUUGUACGAAGACGCACAAGGGCUACGUCGGGGCAAGGAGAGCCCCCUCAGGGGCAGGGAGCGCGUCCCCUGCGACCGCUGGCGCCGGCCCUGCCGACCCGCGUUUCCCGAGCCCCCGGCAGCUGGGGCGGGCUGCUCGAUGUCGGCGAGGAAGGUGCUUCGUUUGCGAGUUGCCGGCGCGGGGGCUGCGCUGGGGCGCGGAGGAGUGGCUCCUUGUUGGUACCAAACAAGGGCAUCUUCUGCUUUACAGGAUCAAGAAAGACAUAGUGCCAGGAGAGGUUAUGUCAUCAGAAAGUGUCUGUUGCAAUAGGUUUGAAGUGACACUAGAGAAAUCCAACAAGAACUUCUCAAAAAAGAUUCAGCAGAUUCAUGUUGUUUCUCAGUUUAAAAUUCUGGUCAGUCUAUUAGAAAAUAACAUUUAUGUCCAUGACCUGUUGACAUUUCAACAAAUCACCACGGUUUCCAAGGCAAAAGGUGCAUCUCUCUUCACUUGUGAUCUUCAGCAGUCAGAUACAGGAGAAGAGGUGCUGAGAAUGUGCGUGGCAGUGCGGAAGAAGCUACAACUUUAUUUUUGGAAGGACAGAGAGUUCCAUGAACUACAGGGGGACUUCAGUGUACCCGAUGUACCCAAGUCCAUGGCCUGGUGUGAAAACUCCAUCUGUGUAGGCUUCAAGAGGGACUAUUACCUGAUACGCGUGGAUGGAAAAGGAUCCAUCAAAGAACUGUUUCCCACAGGGAAGCAGCUGGAACCAUUGGUAGCUCCUGUAGCAGAUGGAAAAGUUGCGGUUGGCCAAGAUGAUCUAACGGUUGUGCUCAAUGAAGAAGGGAUCUGUACUCAGAAAUGUGCCUUGAAUUGGACAGAUAUUCCUAUAGCCAUGGAACACCAGCCUCCCUAUAUCAUUGCUGUUCUGCCAAGGUAUGUGGAGAUCCGCACUUUUGAACCCCGGCUGCUGGUACAGAGUAUCGAGCUGCAGAGACCACGCUUCAUCACGUCUGGAGGCACAAAUAUUAUAUAUGUGGCAAGUAAUCACUUUGUUUGGCGGCUCAUUCCGGUGUCCAUAGCCACACAGAUCCAGCAGCUUCUGCAGGACAAGCAGUUUGAGUUGGCUUUGCAGUUGGCAGAAAUGAAAGAUGAUUCAGAUAGUGAGAAGCGACAACAAAUUCACCACAUAAAGAACCUCUUUGCCUUCAACCUCUUCUGCCAGAAGCGCUUUGAUGAAUCCAUGCAAGUUUUUGCCAAGCUUGGUACAGAUCCCACUCACGUGAUGGGUCUGUAUCCUGACCUCCUGCCCACAGAUUACAGGAAACAGCUACAGUAUCCCAACCCCCUGCCAGGGCUCUCUGGGGCAGAGCUGGAGAAGGCACAUUUAGCUCUGAUAGACUACCUAACUCAAAAAAGAAGUCAGCUGGUGAAGAAGCUAAAUGAUUCUGACCAUCAGUCCAGUACCUCACCACUCAUGGAAGGAACACCCACAAUCAAAUCCAAAAAGAAGCUGCUACAAAUCAUUGAUACCACCCUGUUAAAGUGUUACCUCCAUACAAAUGUAGCACUGGUGGCACCAUUGCUACGUCUGGAGAACAAUCACUGCCAUAUUGAGGAGAGCGAGCAUGUACUAAAGAAGGCACACAAAUAUAGUGAGCUGAUAAUACUGUAUGAGAAGAAAGGUCUGCAUGAGAAAGCAUUACAGGUACUGGUGGAUCAGUCAAAGAAAGCCAACUCACCUUUGAAGGGUCACGAGAGGACAGUGCAAUAUCUGCAGCAUUUGGGCACAGAGAACUUGCACUUGGUGUUUUCCUACUCUGUCUGGGUGCUAAGAGAUUUUCCUGAAGAUGGACUCAAGAUAUUUACAGAAGACCUCCCUGAAGUGGAAGCUUUGCCACGAGACAAAGUGCUCAGUUUCUUGAUAGAAAAUUUUAAAAGCUUGACUAUUCCUUAUCUGGAACACAUCAUUCAUGUCUGGGAAGAAACUGGUGCAGACUUUCACAACUGUCUGAUCCAGCUAUACUGUGAGAAAGUGCAGGGCUUAAUGAAAGAAUAUCUCAAUUCUUUCCCUGCAGAUAAAACUCCAGUGCCUGCUGGGGAGGAAGGAGGAGACUUGGGGGAUUACCGGAAAAAGCUUCUACUUUUUUUGGAGAAGUCUAGCUGGUAUGAACCUAGUCGACUAAUUAGUGACUUCCCCUUUGAUGGUCUCCUAGAAGAACGUGCUCUGCUCUUGGGUCGUAUGGGGAAGCAUGAGCAAGCUCUGUUUAUUUAUGUUCAUAUUUUGAAGGACACCAAUAUGGCUGAAAACUACUGCCAUAAACAUUAUGACAGAAACAAAGAUGGCAACAAAGAUGUCUAUCUGUCACUGCUCCGGAUGUAUCUGUCCCCACCUAGUGUUCAUUGCCUGGGACCAAUCAAGAUGGAAGUGCUGGAGCCUCAAGCCAACCUGCAGGCUGCUCUGCAGGUUUUGGAACUACAUCACAGCAAACUGGAUACUACCAAGGCAAUAAACCUACUCCCAGCAAAUACACAGAUUAGUGAGAUUCGGAUCUUCUUAGAGAAAGUCCUUGAAGAAAAUGCCCAGAAGAAAAGAUUUAAUCAAGUACUCAAGAAUCUUCUCCAUGCUGAGUUUCUGAGGGUCCAGGAGGAGCGGAUCUUGCAUCAGCAAGUGAAAUGCAUUAUUACAGAGGAGAAGGUGUGCACUGUAUGUAAAAAGAAGAUAGGUAACAGUGCAUUUGCUCGAUACCCUAAUGCAAUAGUUGUGCAUUAUUUCUGCUCCAAAGAAGUCAACACAUUGGACACCUGACCUUGUCAUGGUCAAUAAUCCCAACAUUCAUAUGAAAUUCAGAACUGACGACUUAAGAAGUUGAUGGCUCUGAGAUUUUUGAGGCGUGUUGCUAGGUUCUCUUAUACUGGGUAGAAGUCAAUUGUAACUGUGGACUGACUGUACCUCUCUGGCAAUAUUGAUUUACUAGAAAAUGACUUUAACCAUAUUAUUAUAGUGCUGGCAACUACACUGAACCUCUCAGUACUCAGAUGAAGAAUAGACACUGAUUUUUGUAGUGAGUUUUGUAUUGCACUCCAAC
This is a messenger RNA of Nipponia nippon (crested ibis), 3100 nucleotides long. Lineage: Eukaryota; Metazoa; Chordata; Aves; Pelecaniformes; Threskiornithidae. The record is from RefSeq and is a predicted model, not a curated record.